CGGGUUAUUGUGAGAGCAGCAGCAGCAGCAGCAGCGGGUCAGACCAGCCUCCUCCUGCUACAACCUGCUGCUGAUCUACAGGGAGAACACAGCAGAUCACUGGAACAGAGAGAGGAACAGAGAAGCAGCGACACGUACUUUUUCAAUGCAGAAGCUGUUUGUUUGGAAAGGAAUGUAUCUGCCAUCUGCCUGGACAGACACCAAUGUCCAUACAGUGAGGUACCGGUAAUCUGAGGAACCAUUUCCAAAAAGGCAUCUCUAUGGUUCCUGGUGACUUUCUGGUUAUGGGGAAUGGUUCGAUCAAAGCCCCUCGACUAGAGGAGACAUGUUUGGGAUCCAGUAUUAAAGAGACUCCACUGUGGGAGUCUGCAGAGCACCUGAAGCUGAGGAUCGCCCGGCUGGAGGAGGAACUGGCCCGCCGGGACCAGGAGCUCCGUGCUCAGGAGCUACAGCUACAGACUCUGCAGAGAGAGCUGGAGGCCAAAGUAUUGCAGAUCGAUAAGCUUCAGGACGCUAUUGGGUAUAACAACCUGGGCCGCUCUCCCCCAGCCAGGCCAAGCCACAGGCUUCUCAGCGUCAUCAACCAGGGCUCCACACGCUUCCACAGGGUGGCUGUGGAGGUGCACCGCCGCCUCAAGGCCAAGGAGGGUGUGUCUGCUGAGCCCACAUCAGGACACUUCUGCAAGGAACACAGGACCCAACAUGUGUCUAUAGAGAGAACACGUAUACGCAAAGAUUCAGGCAUCAAGAAACUGAUCAAUGAGGCCAUCAUGAAUAAUGACUUUCUGAAGAAGCUGGAGCCUCAGCACACUCGAGAGAUGGUGGACUGCAUGUAUGAGAAGGUCUAUACUGCCAAUCAGCUGGUCAUCCAGGAAGGAGAGCCUGGAAACUACCUGUAUGUGCUCGCAGAGGGCUUGCUGGAGGUCAUCCAGAAUGGGAAGCUCUUGGGUCAGAUGCGGCCUGGAACAGCUUUUGGAGAGUUGGCCAUACUCUAUAACUGCAAGAGAACUGCUACUGUUAAAGCUGUGACUCAGUCCCACAUCUGGGCUCUGGACCGGCAGACGUUUCAAAGCAUCAUGAUGAGAUCCACUCAGGCCAGACACGAGGAGUACUUCAGUUUCCUGCGCAGUGUGUCUUUACUGAAAGAUCUUCCAGAAGAGAAGCUUGCCAAAAUUGUUGACUGUCUAGAAAUCGAUUAUUUUGAUAAAGGAGAGUACAUUAUUCGUGAGGGAGAGGAAGGGAACACUUUCUUCAUUAUUGCUAAAGGAGAGGUUUCCGUGACCCAGAGCACAGAGGGCUAUUCUGAACCUCUAGAGAUAAAGAUUCUGGGUGUAGGAGAUUAUUUUGGAGAAAAAGCUCUCAUAAGUGAAGAUGUACGUUCAGCCAAUAUCAUCGCAAAGGAGAACGACACGCAGUGUUUGGUAGUGGACAGAGACAACUUUAAUCAGAUGGUGGGGACGUAUGAGGAGCUGCAGGCGUACCUGCGAGAGUAUGUGGAGCAGCUCUCUAUAAACGAUGAGAGGAGGAUUGCAUUGACACAGUCACCGCUGUAUGAGCGGAGUCCACAGGCGGCAGAACUGCGCAGUCUGCAUGAAAAAGCUGCACGCUUGUCUAGCUGCUCAUUUCUGCAGCAGCUGCAAAUCAUUGCCACACUGGGCAUGGGAGGCUUCGGCCGAGUGGAGCUGGUGAAGCUUAAAAAUGAAGACACUGCUUUUGCCUUGAAGUGCAUAAAGAAGAAGCACAUUGUGGAUACUCGGCAGCAAGAACAUAUCUACUCUGAGAAGAACAUCCUACAACAGACCAACUGCAACUUCAUUGUCAGAUUGUUCCGGACGUUUCGGGAUGAAAAAUAUGUGUACAUGCUUCUUGAGGUCUGUCUUGGAGGAGAGCUGUGGAGUGUACUAAGGGACAUGAGUUUCUUUGAGGAGGCCACUGCUCGCUUCUGUAUCGGUUGUGUACUGGAGGCCUUUGAUUACCUGCAUGGGAUGGGAAUUGUUUACCGAGACUUAAAGCCAGAGAAUCUACUCCUGGAUGCAGAGGGCUAUGUGAAAAUGACAGAUUUUGGCUUUGCUAAGAGAAUUGGCUUAGGAAAGAAAACGUGGACAUUCUGUGGAACUCCAGAGUAUGUGGCUCCAGAAGUUAUCAUGAAUAAAGGCCAUGACUUUGGAGCUGACUGCUGGUCCCUAGGCAUCCUUAUUUUUGAGCUCCUCAUUGGGAGCCCUCCAUUCUCAGGCUCAGAUCCUAUCAAGAUCUACACUAUGGUGCUCCACGGCAUAGAGAAAGUGGACAUUCCCAAAAGGAUCAGUAAGCGUCCAGAGGAUCUGAUCAGGAGACUCUGCAAGCUCAAUCCUGCAGAAAGACUUGGCAAUAAGAAAAAUGGCAUCAUUGACAUCAAGAAACACAAGUGGUUUCAGGGUUUCAACUGGGAAGGACUGAGACGGAGGAAGCUGGCAUCUCCGCUGAGGAGAGAGCUGAAUGGGCCGUUGGAUCACAGUCAUUUCGACAUGUUUCCUCCUGAGCUGGAAGAACCUCCAGAUGAACUUUCUGGUUGGGAUAAAGACUUUUGAGAGGCUGCUGUUCAUUCAAAAUGGUCAGAAACUAAACAACAAUCAACAUGUAUGAAGAAAAAGAAAAAUAAGAGAUAAAAAAAUAUCUCACAUAAUCCUGGUUAAAAAAAAGAGCCAACUGAACAUAAAUAAUGGAAAUAUACAACUGCUUUAAUAUAAAGCACAUAACAUAUUUUUAAGGGCCUAAUGGAGAGGAAGGUCUGAUUCUGAGAGUUGAGAAAAAAAUGGUUAAAACAUUAAACAUAAUAAACCUCAUCUUAAACCUCAUUUAGUUCAUUACUAAGUACAGUGUCACUAAACUAACAAUAUAUUUAGUGCCAAAUGGAUUUAACUGGUGGUUUGUGUUACAUUUGAGAUACUGAAUCACACUUAUGUGUUUUUUAUUUUCUUGUUUGACUUGGAAUCCAGCUCUUCCUAAUAUGUUUGUUGCCAAUUAUCAGGAGUGCACAGCUGUUGACUCUGUUAUGUGUCAUUCAUCAAUUUCCAGAUUAGUGUCUGUCUUUGAAUAUAUUGUUUUACAGUACUAAUAAUAUCAAUAUUCAGUAUUAUACCAAAGGAAAAUCGAAUUUUCAGCAAGGAAAAUCAUUAUUUAUUACAUUCUUGUUAAGCGCUUUAGUUCAAAACAUUCCUAAAUACCUAGCAAAUGAUGUACAGUCCAGAUAACCCUGCCUUUAGCUGUCAGUACUACUAAAACAAAAAAUAUGUUUUGUUCUAACUUUUAAAAUAAGUGUUGCCCACUGAUAUGGUUAUGUACAUACCAGCUUUAUUUAUUUUUUCCCCUGACAUUAACAUGUGAUUCCAUUAUUUUUGGCAGAUAAUAAACAUUCCACUUCUUUCUAUGA
Molecule: messenger RNA, 3409 nt
Organism: Astyanax mexicanus (Mexican tetra)
Lineage: Eukaryota; Metazoa; Chordata; Actinopteri; Characiformes; Acestrorhamphidae
Product: cGMP-dependent protein kinase 2
Exons: 19
Coding region: 261-2567 (768 amino acids)
Biological process (GO): protein phosphorylation
Molecular function (GO): cGMP-dependent protein kinase activity; ATP binding
Source: RefSeq, a predicted model, not a curated record